AUGAUGUUCCAACUAACACCCAGACGACAUGAGCUCGUCUCGGUGUUCAUGGUUUCUAUUGGAACGACUUUUAUGUUUUUGGGAUACGAUGUGCAAUCGAUGAUGGCCGAAAGUGUACUCCAUUCAGUUAGUACAAGGAAUCCGGAUAGGAUUAGCGAGUAUGCAGGAUACUAUGGCCAAGCCAUCCAAUACAUCUCAUUCGCCUUCUUCUCCCUAUUCACAGCCACCAUCCAAUACUACAUUUCAUCGAAAUCCAUGCUCAUGCUAUCCUCAGUACUAUUUGCUGUCUGCUACGUGGCAUACAUUCAUGUCAAUUCCUACAUCUUCUACUCUUCCCAACUGCUUCUUGGAUUCGCCUAUGCAAUGUACAACAGUGCUGAAGGAACAUACCUCUCCGAACACUCGUCCCGCCGAACCAUCGACUCCAACUCUGCCCUGGAAACUGGUCUCGGCCACACAUCCCUGUUCUUUGGAGGUGUCACAAUGCUAUUCGUUUUCCAUUUCGUACCACACACAUUCGACGGACACUUUUUGAACUUUGAUGAGCAUGUAGUCCAAGUCAUCUACUUCUCUCUUAUGGCUCUUACCAUUGUAUCAGUGGUCCUAUUCACAUUUUUGCCAACAAAACAAUUUGACUCAAUCGCUCUGAACACUCCAAGAGUCACGCCUUCUCUAUUGUCACAAUUCAAACGCUUCGGAGAAUCCUUCACCCAUCUAAACACAUCUCUUCUGAUCUUCACAUAUGUCUACAUGGGAUGUAUGGUAUCGUUCAUGUACGGAAUUUAUCCAACUUCACUGUCGUUCACUUCUGAAACCGCUUCUGACGUCUACAUUAUCGCAUUGUACCUGUUAAGCUCUGGAGCCGCCGCGUUUUUGAGCGCCAUGUUCAUCCGACCAAUGAUUAAACGACUUCAUAAGUAUAAGUUGAUUGUGCCAAUGGCAGUACACUGUACAUCGAUGGCAAUUGUCAUGGUUUUGGUGUACUGUUCGGUGCCGAAUGAGGCAACACAGAAGCCAACCAGCAAUAUGGAUGUGUUGAUUACGCCCAGCCGCUACCUAUCAAUCCUAAUCGGGUUCCUUCUUGGCUUUGCCGACUUCACAAUCACCAUGACAAGAUCUGUCAUUUGCCAGAUUGCUGUUCCAGACUACCGAGCUGAAAUUUUCAGCUUGACACGUAUUUAUCAGUGCGUCGCUUCCUGUGUAAUCCUCUUCAUCUCGCCAUACCUCACUGUCCGAAGCUGGAUUCUCAUUCUCAUCGUUUUCCUUUUGGCUGGAAUUGCAGCAAUGUUUGCAGUUCUGUGCAGGACACAUAAUAAUACGGUAGCCGCGCCAAUUGAGCCGUUGGAGGAGGAAAAAGAUGAAAAGUUCCAGGAGGAGAAGACGUUCGCUUAA
Molecule: messenger RNA, 1392 nt
Organism: Caenorhabditis briggsae
Lineage: Eukaryota; Metazoa; Nematoda; Chromadorea; Rhabditida; Rhabditidae
Exons: 7
Coding region: 1-1392 (463 amino acids)
Source: RefSeq, a predicted model, not a curated record